Molecule: messenger RNA, 1428 nt
Organism: Lindgomyces ingoldianus
Lineage: Eukaryota; Fungi; Ascomycota; Dothideomycetes; Pleosporales; Lindgomycetaceae
Exons: 4
Coding region: 139-1263 (374 amino acids)
Source: RefSeq, a predicted model, not a curated record
CCUCAGCUUCCUCCAACAUCAUUCACUUUACAUCUAUACCGAAGAUUCCUUUCCCCCCCGAGUGAUAUACCCGUUGAGUGCUCUUGUCCAUACGCAGUCGCUGUUGGGGCACGACUAGGUGCCUGUAUCGAAGUAAAAAUGACAGUGUUUGUUACAUUUUCGAUGGGCGCGAAGGAGAGCUACUUCUUCAAUAGCCCUACACAUUGGGCAUGGCAUAACCUUCCCCCAGAUGUGGAGGCUCUCUUUACAAAAACUCCAGCUAUAAAAGAUGUCCUAGAACUCGCGUUGGGUGAGAGCGGGACAUAUUUUAUUAGUUAUCGUGAUCACGAUGGCCAGAUUUUCUGCAGACACUACAACCUCCCAAACCCUCUAACAACCUACCUCUACCACUCCCAUCCCCACGUUAUCCGCGAUCUAACAACCCUCUCCAUUACCCUCGGACCCUACGAAUCCUACUACGCGCACGACAAGUCCUCCGCCUCCUGGGCAAAUCUCCCCCCAACCCUCGACAAAGCCAUUCUAGGACGCCUAGAAUCUCAAGACCCGUGGAAGACAGUUUGGAGAGAGAACGGCCAGGAAGCACCAAGUUUUGUUAGUCUAGGUGCCGAUGGCAGUUAUUUCAUGAGGACUGUGAGAGGAGGGGGAAGUUGGGAUUUGAAGAGCAAGGAGGAGGGGAUGAUGGGGACGAAUAAAUUUCUGGAGGAGUCGAAAGAUUUUACUGGGAUUGCUGGAUUAUACCUCUUUCCACAGCACCCAAAAUCCUACGUUCUACUUCUCACUUCUGGGAAAGCCUUCUCCAAUCUCCCAGAAUUCACAUGGACGGAUUACAACAAAAUGGCACCAUCCCUCCCCAACCUCGUUCAAACCCUUGCACCAAUUCCACCUGUCCCACAACCGAAACCCCUGCAAGCACCCGCACCCGCCUCUCAACCCGUCCAACAGCAAACAGGUGGAUGCUGUCCAACCGGCCCACAAACCCCCCAUAACUGCUGUCCCCAAACACCCCAGUACGUUCAUCCCUUGACGCCUUUGGGACUAGGGUUCCCGCCACCGUACUCGCAACCGCAACAGCAACCGCUACAGCAACCGCUACAACAACCGCUACCCCAACAGCAGUAUUACUUGGCAACGGGACAACCGGGUGGUGCUGUAUAUGCGAAUGGGCAGUCGACAGGGGUUGUGUAUGCUCAGAAUACGGGACAGCAGAUGCAGGUGCCGAUGCAGUAUCAGCAACCCAACGCGUUUGCCCCGGGGCCAAGGUAAAAAGAGAGAUAAGCUGCGGUUUUCGGCGGAGAGAGGGUAUAUAUGGAAUUUGAAUUUCUGGAUUGGAUGAGCAGCGCUGGUCUAGAUUGGGUUUGGGACUGGAAAGUCAAAUGAAGUGGCGCAACCUUUUUGGGUUUCGGGUCUUUGUUGUUAUAUAUGUUCGCG